UCAUGCAGAGCAACCAGAUCGGUAAGCUACAACGCCAACUAGUGACGUGUCACGACUCGGCACUUCAACUCGCGCAGACACUCGACAAGACACAGCACGACCUCGGCAUGACGAAGCAUGGCCUCGCGAUUCAGAGCGCCGUCACACGGUCGAUGAAGGACGAGAAGGCGGCUCUUGCGAAGGCGCUGCAGGUUGCGACUGUGUCGAACGAUGAGCAAAAGGCGACGAUUACCAUAGCCCUCGAGACCGUCAAAGCCAUCGAGCUGGUACGAGCGCAGCUGCAAGACGACGUGCAAUGCAUGCGGCGCGAGAACGCGCAGCUACGAAUCUUGCAGCAGCCCUGCAAGAAGGUCAAGAAGGCUGUCCUAGCCCCGGGCGACGAAAAGUUUGAAGCCGCUCUCGUCACGGCGCGCCUCUUCCUCCAGCAAGGCGACGAUGCCAAGGACGCCACCAGGCUUGAGUGGGUAGCCUUCAUGCUGGCUCACAUGGCCGUCAACCCGCACGCGGUUCCGGCCGGUCGGAAGCGCCGCUGGCUCACGACACUCAUGUUCGACGACGCUUUGGCAAGCCUGGCCAUUGAUGGCUGCAACAUGUACGAGAACAUAUACGUUCCAGAGGUCAACAUGUACUUUCCUCAACUGCCCAACACGCGCAACAUCGAUCCAGACCACGUCCUGAAGCGGUUCGUCACGCACAUCAGCAACGGGUUCGCGCAUAUGUUCGACCCCAAGGCAUGGCGCGAGAUUGACGACUACGAAAAAAGCGUUCUGAGCCCGACCUGGUUCACGGACCAGCGCGACAAGCAGAACGUACCACGCGCACGUCAAUUCUUCUCGGUCGCUGCCGAGCGUUGCUUGCGCGCUCUCGGGAGACACGAAGAAGCGCGCCUUUGCGCGAUCUGGCGGAACUUCUUCUCCGUCUUUGACAAGACGGGCAUCUCGGACGCGACGCGGUUGACGUACAUCGACGAAUUCUACAAGUGGCUCGACCAUAUCGCAAAAUCCACAAUUGGGCCCCAAAGUCGCGAAGGCAGGUCCUGA
Saprolegnia diclina VS20 is the source of this 1040-nucleotide messenger RNA. RefSeq lists its product as hypothetical. The annotation marks the transcript as partial. The transcript has 3 exons. NCBI's taxonomy places the organism in Eukaryota, Oomycota, Saprolegniomycetes, Saprolegniales, Saprolegniaceae. The record is from RefSeq and is a predicted model, not a curated record.